Indicator indicator is the source of this 1371-nucleotide messenger RNA. It is a transcript of the gene TRMT9B, whose product is annotated as tRNA methyltransferase 9B (putative). The record is from RefSeq and is a predicted model, not a curated record. Gene Ontology annotation, cellular component: cytoplasm; nucleus. Lineage: Eukaryota; Metazoa; Chordata; Aves; Piciformes; Indicatoridae. Gene Ontology annotation, molecular function: S-adenosylmethionine-dependent methyltransferase activity; tRNA binding. Gene Ontology annotation, biological process: tRNA wobble uridine modification. The transcript is spliced from 3 exons. Bases 1 to 1371 code for a protein of 456 amino acids.
AUGGAGCAGGAGGCUGCCCAGCUGGAGAAGCAGCACGUGCACAGCGUGUACGAGAACACCGCUGCCUACCUGCACCGCCUGCAGGGCAAGGCCUGGCCUCGUGUCCGCAGCUUCCUGCUGGCGCAGCAGCCUGGCAGCCUGGUUGCUGACAUCGGUUGUGGAACUGGAAAGUAUCUCAGUGUCAACAGCCAGGUCUAUAAUCUCGGCUGUGAUUACUGCAGACCACUGGUAGAGAUUGCAAGGAAGAGAGAUGAUGAAGUUCUGGUAUGUGACAACCUUAACCUUCCCUUUAGGGACCAGUGCUUCAAUGCAGCCAUUUCCAUUGGAGUGAUCCAUCACUUCUCGACUAAAGCCAGAAGAGUGAAGGCAAUACAGGAGAUGGCGAGGGUGCUGGUCCCCGGGGGCCAGCUGAUGAUCUACGUGUGGGCCAUGGAGCAGAAGAAGCGCCGCUUCGAGAAGCAGGAUGUCUUUGUUCCCUGGAACAAGGCCCUGUGCUCACGGCACCUCUCAGAGCCCAACCAGCCUGCAGGCAAGGCUGAGCUGGUGCACGCUCUGAAGAGCCAAGCCCUGCACCCUGCACAGCUGCUCCUCUCUGACUGCAGCUACCAAACCAGGCUGCAGCCAGAGACCGAGGCAAAGCAGGCCCACAGCACGGACCACUGCUUAUCCAGAGCCUGCUGCAUGAAGAUUUCUGAAGAAGAAAACAGAUUUUACAGCGCCCUGGGAAGGUCUCUCCGCUCAUGGUUCUUCUCCAGAUCCCUUGAUGAAUCAGCCCUGAGAAAGCAAACAGACAGAAUGAAGUCUCUGAAGAACGAAAGCGAGUGGGCAAACAGUGCUGUACCCAUCCAGCACUCGCGGCACUGCAGUUUGGAUUUGGGCCACCAUGGAGCGCUGCUAAAAGAACAAAGUCUGGAUGAUGAUGAUGUGUUCGUGGAAAGCCUGCCUCUCGAAAGACCACAGUGGUCACCAGCCACAGAUGCACUGCAAGAUUUAAGUUUGAAUGGAGGACACGGAAGCGUAGCUCAGAGGAGGAGUGACGAAGCUUCGCUUGUAAAUGGCCUGGGGGAAGACAGGAACUACAGCUGUGGUUGUCGCCAAGAUGGUGCUGACAAGCCUAAUGGCAGCAAGCUUUUCCAGAGGACUUCCACCACUGACUCCAAUGACUCUGCUCUGGAUUCAGCAGUGUCUGUGGGGGAGCAGCCUGCUGCCACGCUGGACAUGAGAGCCUUCAUGCGCUACUACCACGUGUUCCGGGAAGGGGAGCUGCAUGCGCUGGUGGAGGAGAACGUGCCUGAGCUGCAGAUCCUGUCCUCCUGCUAUGACCACGGCAACUGGUGCAUCAUUGCAGAGAAGAGAGGAGCACAGCUGUGA